GUGACAUUCGUCUGCUGUGUUUUUGUUUGCAACGGUAAACAUCUUACGGGAAGCAAGAUUUAGAAGUAUGUCACUGUUUGUUUUUUCACUCUGUUUGUGUGCAGAAAGUUUGAAAUGACAUUUUAAUUGGAUAUUCACUCGUUAGCCUUUUUUAUGGAUUUUUGUGUUUAUAGUUUUUCAUUCCAUUCUAGACUCUACACUCUAGGUCUAGGUCUAGAUCUAAAUUCAUUCCAGACUACUCUACUGUACAUCGAAAUCCUCACAAUGUUGUAGAAGUCUUAGUAAGUCUAGUUUACGCUUGAGCAGACAUGUCACCGUGUGUAUAGACUAGGUAAUGAUGUCAGAUCUACCUGACAACGUCACGUAUUUGCCGCCCACUUCUUAAUUAAUAUAUCUAGACCUAUCUAUUGUGGGAUCUUUACAGGAGCGUUACUGAAGGCCAGAUUCUAUCUAUGUUGAAGUGCACCAGAACUCUUGUUGACUUGACACUGAGGUGAGCCAGGUCUGCAUUGACCUGACCCCAUUGUGUGACCUGGCAGGUCUGUGUGCCAGCUAUGCUGCUGCAGGGGUAGGUGCAGUAAAGGCACAGAUGGGGUAAACAGUGCACCCCCAGGUGUUACUGAAAAAGUGACAACAACAAAAAUGGGCAAAAAGAAACAAAGACCCUCAGACAGAAAACCAGAUUUGAUUGAUUGCAAAGUGACAGAGCUGGUCAUUCAGGUGUCUGAGGUUGAUAAUUCUAGUCAGCCCCGUGCCAUAAAGUUUAGAGAGGAACUCCUUGUGGACUUUCUACAAAAGAAUGUUGAAGAUAUGUACCCCAGACUUGGCCAGGAAACCUACCGGGUUCCCUCUGUUCACUUUAACAAGGAAGGCAGCAAAUGGAGCAAAGAACUGAUGAACCAGACUGGAAACAAAGACAUCAGAGAGUAUCAGCAGCCACAAGAAACUGAUAAACGAAGUGACAGAGCACACAGUUUUAUUUGCGACGUCAUCCAUCAGCUCAGUCUUAACUCCUCCACCACCGGCCUGCCUCCUUUCUUCAUCUUGAGCUCUUAUGAGUACGACCACUUCCUGUCCAGGUUGAAAUCUUCCUUCAAAGACAAACCCAAUGCAGUAGAAACGACCAAGAUUAACUGGCCCAGUGGCUCAGGUGUGGAGAGGGGAGAGGCAGACCUCAUUCUGUUUGCACCCAAGCAUGUCAUUUUUGUUGAGGUAAAAGCUGUUGGAGAUAACUUUGAUCAGUAUAAUGACAGAGAUAAAGCCAUACUUUCCACGGUAGAGAAGGCUGUUGGUCAGUUGGUUAGGGAUGAGAAAGUCUUCCAGCAUGUCUUCCAGGACCUUGACCUCCAGCACUUCCAGCUGACAAGAAUCGUAGCACUGCCCAACCUUAUGAGGAACACUUUGGAAAUGGCACUUGAGAAGGACAAACAUUUGAAUGAGAAAUGUUCAGGCUACAAGUUUUUAUGUAAAGAAGAUUUCCCAAGUCAUCGAUACAACUAUGCAGAAGACCUGGACAGUUUCACUAACUGGUGGCAGAAAAAUGUCUUCUAUAAAGUACAAUCCUCUAAAGAUGUCACAGUGACACACCUGGAUGAUACAAACGUUUUGGAUGACUUGAAGGUUAUUGUAGGACGAUAUGUGGGUUUCCUGUCAGUUGUCAGUGUCAGCUCCAGUUCUAGUCUAGGCUCACAGAGGAGAGAAAUACGUCGCAAGGGCCAGACAACUUUAUGUGUAGGCAAAGGUUUCUCAGACAUAGUGCUUACCAGAACACAGAAGGGAUACAUUGAUCAGAAUGUCAAGUUGGGAUACCUUAGUGGGCCACCUGGUUCGGGCAAAACUGUGGUGCUGACCAUUAGAGCACGCAGGUGGAUCAUGGACACUGGAAACUAUGUUGUUGUAGUCAACAUGUAUCGGGGAGAGUCAGGCAGAGCCAUUGGGAAGAAGAUCUUGAAAUCUAUUGUAGAACACAGCAAAGAGGAGAAGCACAAGGAGCUCUUACAGCACUGCCUUGAGAUUGAGUUGGAUGUGGAUAACUUCAAUCGAGCCCAGUUUGUGGAUAAGGUUAGAUCCAGGUGGAAAGAUAUAGGACCUGAUGGGGAGAAAAUUAUGUUUCUAGUGGAUGAGACUUAUGUAGAGAGGUACUGGACCAAUGUGUUUACUGUACUGAGAGAGGACUUCAAGGAAAGCAGUAUGUGGUGUGCUGGACUCUAUGGGGAACAACCCAAGAACUUCUAUUCCAUGAAGCUUCAAGAGGUGAUUCGUUGUCCACCAAAGAUUCAGCAUGUCCUGUCAUUAAUAGACUGGAAUGAAGAGAGGAAGGCGUGUUACAUCCUGGACUCUACCACUGCCAGCCUUCCUACUGAUGGACCUCCAGUACUCACCAUCCGCCAUUCAGAGCAUGAAGGAUUUGCACACAUUCAUCCUUCUCAGUGCCAUCUGUGUGGCCAACAGCUACUAUAUUUACUUCAAGAUCAACUGAAUGUAGAGAAACCAAAUCAAAAACAUGAGUCACCUGACCUCCAAGAGUGUACACUGAGAUGUUGUGAUGUUUUAUUUCUAGUCAAUAUGCCACGCACUGAGUAUAGCCAAGAUGAAGUCGGAUUUCUAGACACAACAAAAUCAAAAUACAAAAGUUAUAUGAGAGCUUUAAAGAAGUGUGCCAUGUUAAAUGUGCUUGAGAGUGCUGGUUACCCUUACAAGGUCCAUACAAAUCUCAAGUGUCUAGAACUUGUUCAGGAUCCACCAGAGCAAGUCAUUAAUGUGACAUGGAUCUACACUUACCAAGGCCUGGAGAAUACUGUUGUCAUAUUUCUUCCAGGAGAUGAAGGGGUCACUAACCCAUCAAACUUAACAAGUGACCUGACAGACCCAACGAAAAACAUUCCUUGCCCUGGGCUGCAAGACAGCGGCAGUGACUGUUCAAGUAGUGAUGAUACUGACCAUGAAUCCAAUGAUGCAUCAACUUCCGCAGGUCUUGUCACAUCAACAUCUAUGUCAUCAUCAUCUAGUCAGUGUACAGAGAAAGACAUCUCUAAUACAACAUUUGUGGACAAGGUUUCCAGUCUGAGUGUGGAGAAGUUUUACUUCCAGGAAAAGGAUGUGGAGUACUACUCACGAUGGGAUAAAAACAACUUGUUUAUCACAGCCUCUAGAUGUACUUCACAGCUGAUUCUGAUCACUCAGUAAAGACGCUGUAUUAGAAUUGCACAUACAUUUGUAAGAUCCAAUGGGAAUAGUAUUGUUAACAGAUAUAGUCAAAUCUUCUAUCAAAUAUGGCUAUAAUGAUGCUAUGGUUAUUUUAUUUUUUUUCUUAUACAAUACCUUGCUGAGCUUUAUGAUAAAGAAUGAGCUUUUCAGGCUUAUUAAUAUCAACACUUGUUUACAUUUUUAUUCACAUACUGAUGUCAAAAGCAAGCAUUUUGAUCAAAUGUUAAGUUUAAUUGAAUAAUUUUGAACUGUUGUCAUAAUACCCUAUAAUUCUAAUGAAAUAAUGCUUCUUACUAUAGUGAGAAAUUAUGGCCUCUCUGUAACUAUACCAUUCAAAUUAUGAGGCUUGAACUUUUGGUAUAUUAUUUCCACCACUGAAGAGAAUCAGCUAUGAAGGAAUUAUUUCUUUUCUUAGUUUUAAAUCCUUUUCUGCUAAUUCUGCUGAAGAGCAACUGUACAGCUUAACUUAAUAGUAAAGAAAAUGCUGAGCAGUUUUUUGUUUAUGCCUAUUUAGGAAAUUCAUACCUUUCUAAUAGUAGAGCCCAGCACCUAAAAAGAAACUUUCCAGUUUUCAAUCUGUGAUGUUAAGUGAGAUGUAAAGGAUUCUCAAUUAAAGGUAGCUUGGUUGAAGGAAAUAAUAGCAGCAAUAACUUUGCAAUGUAAUGUUCCAACAAGAGCUCAUUACGAUUCUUAUUUGUAUAGAGCCUAAUCUUUAUGACAGAGUAUAACUUGCUCCCAUUGUUUUGUGACUAAAUAUAGUAAUGUUGCAUUUUGUGUGUGACCAUUUAUUAAUUAAUUUUGUAUUCAGAUUGAACAGCAUUUAAAAAAUCUGUGAUUAUAAUUAGUUGCUUUAUUUUGAGUUCACUAUUUAGUAGAAAUGUUAUUUUAUUUGUUUGAUUAGUAUUACAUAUUUGUCAACUGGAAAGUAUGUUUUGUUUCAUCACAUCACAGUUAGCUAAAAUAAUGCUGUCCUAACCCUAAAACCUGGAGGACCAAGACAAAAGUCUGGUUUUGAAAGCAUUAUGUCUAGAAGUUUCUAAACUACACUUUUCUAAAUGAAUGUAUUCAUAUCAUAUUUAUAUAUUUUUAUAUACUUUUAUCCUAUUGCUAUAUAACUCACAUGGUCAGUAUGAAAUCUGUUUUUGUGUAGUUAUGAUCAGACUAAUUGCUUGGUAUUAACAUGUAGUUAAUAUAUAUGCUGUAUUGUAUUCACAGAAAAUAAAUAAUAGAUUAGUAUUUCUUGACCGGGGGGGGGGGGGGGGGGCACAAGAUAAAAUUUGAUAUGAUCAAAGAUUAAACUCAAUGAAAAAAAAAUACAAUUGUUGGGAGCAUAAAAAUGUUGUAGUUACUGGAAUUUUUCUUUUUUUUUUUUCAUAAAUUGUAUAAUAUUGUUUAAUCUAGUCUAAAUAUGUUGAUAUUAUGUUAAAUACUGUUACUUGCAUUUUACUCAAAACUCAAUUUGACUUUGUACAAUUCUAUUUUUGGUGUCUCAAAAACAAUGACUCACUCUACCCUGACAUUACUGCCAAUCUUCCAAUAUGUAUUACAUGAGUAACUUGACUGCAUCAAACAUUUUUUUGUAUUCCAUGUUAUAUAAUUGCUACUACCUGGUGAUGAAGCACUUUUUGAAUGUGAUUUGUUAAAAUUGAGUUUAGCUUGUUCAAGAAAUAUCUUCAUUUUAGUUAGCAUCCAGAAAUAAAUUAAAAUAAUAAAAAAUAAUAAAAGAAAGAUUUAUUUAUAGGUAAAAAUAAAUUAAAAGUACCCCUUUCAGAUCUUGCGAUCGACGGGGGAGAUUAUUUAAAGCUUAUCUGUUUUUAUGCCUGACAACAGGGUGUCAUGUGGCCAACACUGUGGUCAAUCACUUUUACUUCCCCAAUUUCUGUGUAGUAUUUCUCAUGUAUUUGAAUGUAGUUAAGGUUUUAAAUCUCACAACACUGGCUUUUUUUUUUUGGUUGAUCUCUCAGCUAAAUGUAUUCUUACAAUUUAGAUCAAGGGACAUAAUUCUGCAUACAUUCGUUUUUGUUUGUCCAAUAUUUGCUUCACUAUAUUUUACUUCAGUGGAUUUUGUACUGGUAGACACUAUGUUUGGACCCGGUCAGUAUGGGAGAGAGGCGAGUGUUGAUGUGUGUGCAGCCCAGCACUCGCAAAAUUACCGCCCAGGCUUUCCCCCAGCAAUGGAGAGGUCACUCCAGACACUAUGUUUCUAAGAGACCAAAAGAUAUGAAUCAUUCUGUAACUAUUAAAUAAACAGCAACAUGGACAUGAGAACAAGUGGGAAUUGUAGAUAUAGGUUUUGCAUGUAUGCAGCAUUCUUUUUGAUAUUUUCUGCAAUGCAUUAGAUCUAAUUAAUAUAAACCCAAGUGUGAAUUUAGUAUAAGAAAAGUUAUUGAUUUCUAUCAGCAGUAUUACAAAAGCUGUGUCAUCAGAAUUAUUCAAGGCCAGUCAUCUACUAAUGUUAGCUUUUGCAAUGCUCUACCAGCCUGUAUAGAGAAUUCUAUUGUGACAAAAAGGAAAAAGCUCAUAAAAUUUCUAGAUGUAAUAAUUAUCAAAGGUUGAUUUUUCAUUGUACUCAGAGAUGUUGUCAACAGUCUAUUGACCUAAAAACUUUUAUUUUUAUUGAAAGAACAACAAAUUAAUUUUAAUAUUACAAAAACAAAUUUAUGUGUGCAAUACUUUGUGCUUUUUUCCACAUAUAUCUAUUAUAAGAUUUUUUUUUAAAAAGAAAAACAACUACCACAUUUUAAUUGUUUUGGUUUUUGUAUUAGAUAUUCAAUCUUAAGAAUUUUUACUGUAAGUCCAUAUUUGAGAAAACCACAAAGCUCAUACAGAACGGAAAGGGUUGAUAAUUAGUCAGAUAAAAACCAAGGACUAUAAUGAUGACAUUAGAAUCUCUAAUCUCAUGACCAAGCAAUCAUCCAUUGAUGUGGUAAAAUACUUUAGUACAAACUUUGGCUUCAAUAUAUUUGUAGACUUUGUAAUGAAAAGUUAGGUGGAAAUAAAAAACACUUGAAAUACAGAAGUCAAGUGUAACAAACAAAAAUUUACAUUAUCUUCACUAAUGAUAAAAUGGCAUUAAGUUUUAUCCUAGAAAUGAAUAUAAUUAUCUCCUGGCAUUUUAAGCUUACAUAUUCUGUUCUAAAUAUUUAGUGAAAUAAAAAAAAGGAUGUAUUUCCAGACUAGCAAGGAAAUACUGAAGCUGAAGAAUAACAUCAGAAGUAAAAGAAAAUAUGCUUGUGAAUAUUUACAAAAUAUGUAAAUUGAUGGAAACAUUAAACAGCCCUAUAGGAAUUGUAAUAUAAAAGAUGAUUUCUUGAUCAAAGACAGCAGUAUCUUUUCUUUAACAAAAACAAACUUUUUUUCAUUCUCAGAUAUUACAAAUCUUGAAACUGUUUUUCUAUAGACUCGUAUGAAAUUUUGAUUGUAAUUUUUGUUAACAAUUUUAUACUUGACAUUUUUGUUUAUGUAACAAUGUUUUUUAUUACAAGAUCAAUUACCUGCAUUACAUUUAGAAGUCUAGGCAAUAUUUGUAUUUUCCUGUUUUCUCAUUGGAUAAUUUAUCUAAACUUUCACUUUAAUGUGUAUGUACAAAUUGUAAAAGAAAAAAAAUGUUUCUUGUGAAGGUAUUCUUUUUAAAAUCAUUUCACAAGAACUGACAGAAUGUGUCCAUGUUUACAUUGCUUCUAAUCAUUUGAUCUCUUGCAAAAAAAUAAAAAAUAAAUAAAAUAUUGUUAAAGCUGAGAUGGCCAUAUAAAACAAAUAUUGACACAGACAAUGCAGAGAUGCCUUGUUGGUCAAUAGUUCACUGGCUGAUAAAUCUGUUUUUAUUAUAUAGACUCUAGCAUGAAAUGUUGCUCUAGACUUGCCUGCAUUAUGGAGAUAAUAACAGCUAGUUCUUUGCUUUGUGUGUACAGUGUAUGGCUGAUUCUAAGUAUUGACUGACAAAUGUAUACUCAUUAUUGUUUUAACUACGUUAAACUUUUAUUAUUUUUUUUUAUUAUGAUGAUCCUUUUUCUUCUUUAAUAAAAAAAAUCAUGUCAAGAAUUUUGAAAGCUUGGUUUCAAUACUAGUUUUAAUUUCUGAAUUGUUUUCUAAUGAAACAAGAUCAGAAAGAUCCCACAUCAAGUUUUCUGGGUUGUCUUACUUAAUUUAUACAAGUUUUGAAAUAAAAUCUUUACAAAAUAAACCUUUUAGCCUAAACUAAAUGUUAUACAUCUAGGCUGUCCUUUUAUGCUUAGGAUGUAAUCAUCUUCUUUUUUAAAGUAAUGUCUGUAUUUUAUAUCAUAAGAAGAUACAGAUUUUAAGUUGGGAUUUUAAUCUGCUGAGCUAAAAAAAAAUAUUUUUUAAAAAUUUUCAAAGUGUUAUGGACAUGUUUUUAUAUUUCUAAGUUAAGAUGAAAAACAUUUUAUAUAUGUAGAAAAUUUAAAACCUGAACUAUAUUUACAUGAAUUUAUAUUAUAGACUCUUAUGUCAUUAUCAGGUAAACUCUGUUAAGGUGUUGGUUCAAUGUUUGUAUUCACUUUGUAUUCUUUUAGGAAAAUGUUUUUUUUACACGAGACAGUGUCUGACUAGCUAAAGUAGCAUUUUACAUUACACUUACAUUUGAAGAAAUAUUUUGGGAAUGAACUGAACAUUUGUCUACUUAAAUAUCAAUGAGAACAAAAUUAAAUUAUUAUUUAUUA
This is a messenger RNA of Biomphalaria glabrata, 7886 nucleotides long. RefSeq lists its product as uncharacterized. The record is from RefSeq and is a predicted model, not a curated record. The transcript has 14 exons. Bases 643 to 3186 code for a protein of 847 amino acids. NCBI's taxonomy places the organism in Eukaryota, Metazoa, Mollusca, Gastropoda, Planorbidae.